Molecule: messenger RNA, 306 nt
Organism: Rotaria sp. Silwood1
Lineage: Eukaryota; Metazoa; Rotifera; Eurotatoria; Philodinida; Philodinidae
Source: the annotation of a GenBank genome assembly
AUGCAAACACAUCUUGAUGAAGGAACUGAACCUUGGGGUAUCCAAGUUGAGCGAAUAGAAAUUAAGGAUGUUCGACUGCCUGUUAGCAUGCAACGUAGCAUGGCUGCUGAAGCCGAAGCUGCACGUGAAGCUCGUGCGAAGUUAAUUGCGGCUGAAGGGGAGAAGAAUGCAUCGCGAUCCCUCAAAGACGCUGCUGAUGUUAUCAGUCAGAGUCCAAUUGCACUGCAAUUACGCUAUCUUCAAACAUUGACGCAAAUUGCGGCCGAGAAAAAUUCAACCAUCAUUUUUCCGAUUCCUAGUUCGUGA